This is a messenger RNA of Cynara cardunculus var. scolymus (artichoke), 2532 nucleotides long. RefSeq lists its product as uncharacterized. The coding region runs from base 426 to 2459 and encodes 677 amino acids. The transcript has 3 exons. The record is from RefSeq and is a predicted model, not a curated record. Lineage: Eukaryota; Viridiplantae; Streptophyta; Magnoliopsida; Asterales; Asteraceae.
AGUACACAACACAGCGUGAGGGUUUCCCCAAUAGAGAGAGACAGAUAGAUUAUUGAUAGAGAUUCUAUAUGGUGUCUCUAUUCAUCUUCCAAAAUUGGGGAAACUAGGAAACACCAUCCAUGGUGUUGCACUGAAAACACAUUAAAUUCAACUUUCAUUGUGUUUUCAUGGCGCUUUCUAUUUGAAGUCUGUUGGUUUGAAUUCGGUAACAGGUGUUUUGGCUACAGGAUUGACUGAUUUGUGAUUUGGUGGCUCUGGUUGCAUUACAAUCUGCGCCUCAUCAUCAAGGAAUUCGCUUAAUUUGGGUAUGGGUUAAAUGAUAUUUAAUGGCUGUGUUUACGAUUUCUCAGUGAUGAGAGCAAGUGUCCUUGAAUGCCCUUGUUUUUCGUUCAGUCUUGGAAGUGGUAACUGACAGGUGAAGCGUUAUGAUGCUCGAGGACUUCUUUACCUUAGCCGAGAUAAAAGAUGGGCUCACAUCUCCUGAUAGAGUUAAGGAGCUCAUGACCGUGAUGCAAAAGGAGAAAGAUUCUGUUGUCAAGAAUGUUGGUGAUGCAUCCACACAGUGGGAUAUGGUUGCAAAUGUUAUUGUGGUCACUGAAAGCAAGGAAUGCCUUGAUCUUUUUGUUGAAUUGGAUGGACUCCGGUUGAUUAAGAGUUGGCUCAAAGAUGCUCACAAGUUUGGAGAUGAAUCCGGCAUCCAUGACUCAACCAUUGCAUUGUUAAGAGCACUUGAUAGGCUGCAGAUAGAUAAGAGCAGGUUGGUGUGUUCUGGAAUACUAACAAGUGUUCUAGGACUUCUUGAUCAUGACGAUUCUGUGGUUUACGAGAAAGCGAAAGCUUUGUGGGAUAAGUGGAUGCAGAAGCAGGAUGGUGAAACAUAUCCUCCGUUGGCUAGUUCUCCUUCAUGCAGUGAUGAUGAUGAUGAACAACUUUCAAAACAAUCUGGUGAUGAAAUGAGGCCAUUGGUAUGCUUCGGUAGUGUUCGGGAAGUAGAUAAAAAAGAGAAACCAUUAGCGGAUAAGAACGUGAACCCUCGAACGACAAAGGUGGUUCUUGGUGAUACUGGUGACAACGAUGACGAGGUGGUGGAUUCCAGUGGCGGUGAGAAUUGUAAAUGGGCGAUAGCUGAAAGUGAGAGUGGGGCUGCUGAUACAAAGAAACAAGUUGGUGGUCAAAGUGAGGACGAUUCGGGGAUUGGUUCAGGUUUCUCCAAACCAUUGAUAAAUGGCGAAGGCGGUGGUGGAAUGGUGGAGGUUGCUAGAAAAGUUGCUAUGGAGGUGGAAAGAGAAGUUGAUUCUAAGGGUGGAAUUGAAAGGUCAGUCUCUAGAAAUGGAAAAGAAAGCCUACUUAUUGGUGGUCCGACUAAGCUAGCUUCAUCUGGACCCGGACCUUCUACGAAGGUUGUGCAUGUUAAUAAUGGCGAAGCUACCCUUGGCUUAGUUUCUGAGGUGGCUCAAGAAUCGGAAGUCAACACCGAAAGAUGUUUUCCUGGGUUUGAUUUGAAUCAAGAGGGUUGUUCUGAAGAAAUUGAGCGUCCGGUGACAACCCCAAUCUCUGUUGUUUCUGCUUCCAGGGCCGAUAUUCAAUCUGAGGGUGACCUUGGAUGGAAAGGAUCUGCCAUGACCAGCGCUUUCCGACGGAUUGCUGAGUGUGGGACCUCGCACAACUCUAAACAACGUUCAGAUCGUCUCAAUAUUGAUCUGAAUGUUGCCGAAGACGGCGAGGAUAAGAUUGGAGGCUACUCAUCGCAAAACAAGAACCCGAUCAUAUCCAGUCUUCCUUCUGGGGAAGAAUCUUCCAUAGAGGCGAGUCCAAGGAAAUCAAUGAGGUUGCAUUUAGAUCUUAAUAGUCUCGGUGAUGGCAGUGUUGACAAUGUUGUUCUAAAUCAAAACGGGGGCCGAAGUCCAUCUCAAUCCUCUUCAUCGUCCGUAAUGCAGCCUUCUAUGAGGAACAUCGAUUUGAAUCUGAACGACCACUCAAACUUUCCAAAUGAUGGUUUUUCGAAUCAUCAUAAUCUGUUGAGCCAAGACGAGUCUGCUAUUUCGCUCUUCGGUACCAGAGUUGAGAAUGGUAUUCUGCAGCCUCCUCCUAACAGAAGGAUGUUGGAGCCUGCAGUGAGGAACGGUGUGGGUGUGCAUGGUUUUCCAUUUAUGUAUCUCUCUUCUCCCUACGGAUCAGUAGGUGCACCCACUCCAUAUAUGGUUGAUCCAAGAGGUGGAGUAGGUGCACCCACUCCAUAUAUGGUUGAUCCAAGAGGUGGGGUUCCGCCUCAACCACCGCCUACGGCUUUCGCGAUGAACAUGGAUGCUGGUGGUUCCCAAGAUAACGUGGAUUUGAUGAUGAAUAAUUGCCAUGGAGGACCGUCGAGUUGGGUGGUUGGAGAGAAACGGCAAGAACCAGAUGGCGGAUGGGAUGGUUUCUCCGGUGAUUACAACUACCAGCAGCCACCGUGGAAAUGAGAUCCAUAAGGAUAGAGUAUUAUUAUUAUUAUUAUUAUUAAGGUUAAUUAUCUGAAAUAAAUGUAUGAUAUGG